This is a messenger RNA of Ceratina calcarata, 3218 nucleotides long. RefSeq lists its product as uncharacterized. Gene Ontology annotation, biological process: resolution of meiotic recombination intermediates; double-strand break repair via homologous recombination. The transcript has 7 exons. Bases 375 to 2942 code for a protein of 855 amino acids. Gene Ontology annotation, molecular function: protein binding; DNA endonuclease activity. The record is from RefSeq and is a predicted model, not a curated record. NCBI's taxonomy places the organism in Eukaryota, Metazoa, Arthropoda, Insecta, Hymenoptera, Apidae. Gene Ontology annotation, cellular component: nucleoplasm; cytoplasm.
CGUGUCUAUCAUUAAUAAACCUCCAUCGUCAUUCUGUAUUCCUGUUAACGAAUCGACUUCCUGAGCAAGAUAUUAGAAUAUAUUAAAUCGUUAUUAGACUUCCAUCAUCAUUCUGUAUUCCUGUUAACGAAUCGCCAUUCCAAAUAGGACAUAACAAGCGAAAUAAGUAGCACGAAUCGCGCCGGGAUACCUAACUUUUCUUUAAAGUAGAAGCAGUGCUUUGAAACCGUUAGCGUUUUUGUUUACAUACAAAUAUUCAUAAUGAUUAUUGAUAGUUAUUCGCAAGUUACACAUAACAGAUUGAAACCGGCGUUAAACCACUUUAAAGAGUCAUUGUACGCAUACAAGUAAAAUAAGUUCAUUACGUUUUAAUCAUGUCAAAUCUGAAAGCAAAAGGAUGCCUGUUUUUGGCUUCUUCUUUGUGUGACGGCGUGGAAGAUAAUGAUAUAAAGCAAGUGACAACAUUACUUUUAAAUAAUGAAGCAAAUCCUAAUACAUUAAUUCCUACAUAUGGAGUGACUCCAUUUCACUUGGCGAUUGGUAAUGAUUCUGAAGCUUUCGCAGAAGAAGUUACAAAACUGUUUUUACGUCAUGGAGGAAAUCCAAAUGUCAGGUCAACAGAUGGAUUGACACCAGUUCAUGUAGCAGCAGCAUGGGGACGAGUCACUGUACUAGAAUUACUUUUAGCUAAUGGGGGAGAUCCUCUCUCCUUAGAUGACGAGGGACGCAAUCCAUUCCAUUAUGCUUUCGAUGGAAAAUAUUAUAAAGCUAUUGUUCUCCUUGGGAAAUAUUGUGACAUCAUUACAAAGCCAGAAGAGAAGACAAUAACAUAUAGACGAACUUUUGAUAAACUUUUAUUAAACAAUGGGAAUGUAAUAGCAGAAUAUACUGCGUUACAAAUUCCGGAUGUCAUCGGAGGAAACUUAUUGAAUGAGAGUGAAUUGGGGGCACGCAACGAUGAGGUAUUUACUCACGUCGACUAUGUGAAGUCUUUUAAUUCUUGCGAGCGCAAUCUGAACGUAAAUGAUAACCAGAUCGACGUUAAUGCAGCGUUACAAGUUCGUGAAGAGAUGUUUAAAGAGAAAUCUUUAGUGAAUGAAAUUAUUAAUCAACUUUCGAAUUCUUUGAAAUCGAAUUCCGUAGAACAAGAUAGUAGCCGAGAUCAUGAGGAUUAUAAACUAACCCGGAAUCCUUAUCGUGAUAAUAGUUUGUCAUCUACGCUAAGUACUGAUAACAGUAUGGUUUAUAAUAUGAAAGAUAAAUUUAAAUACAAACCGAAGAACCAAUCUCUUACUCCUAAAACCAGGCGAAAAUUUUUUGGACAAAAUGAUAAUUUUAAAGUUCCAUUGAUACCUAUGCGCAAUGCAGAUGACACUAUUAUAAGUAAGUCGCCAAAUUUCUUAACAAAUGACUUUGUGACUCAAAAAUAUUUAUCCCCGAAGAGAUCGAACAGAGGUAUAAGAUCGAAAGCUUUUACGCCUUGUACGAGGAGAAAAAAACCGUUUCAAUUAGCAGAAAUUAAUUUAGGGAAAGUACUGGCGAGAUCUACUCCGAGAAGAAGACGAUUUUACCGAGAGUAUUCGCCUUCGCUUAAGAAAUGUAGAAGAAACAUUGAGCUUACAUCGUCGGAAUAUACUAGCCCUGAUUCAGGGAAUUCUUUGUCGCCGGAUCGGAAUUAUCGAAAAGAAUUGAAUUACAACUUCAAUAAAGAUAUAGUAAUAAAAUUAGAAGAUAACAAAUACGAUGAUGACGUACCACUAAGUUUAAGUGAGAGUGAGACUGAUGCCUGUGUAUUACAAAAAGAUUUAAUAGGACUUCGUAAUAAUUUCAGUAAGUGUAAUAUAGAAGAAACGAAUUUUAACAAUUUAUUGAAUGUUUACGAAGGAAAACACUCCGAAAUAAACUUGAAGACUGAUAACAAUGUUGAUACUUUUAAAGAAAACUUGAUAACUCUUCUUUCCAGUUCCAGUAGUACGACAUCGUACUUCAGUGUACAAGAAGACUAUAAAUAUGAAGAUGAGGAUGAAGGCAUAGCUUUUUUAGAGCGUAGGACUUACGCGUUAUCACUAUGCAAACCUAUAGACUGUGCAUCAGAGGGAUUAUUUCCUAAGUCUUUAAACUUGGGAAAUAACAAAUGGUUAACUGACGAAGCGCUACGAAACAGAUUAAUUAAAUUGGGUGAAAAUCCUGGGCCAAUAACGAAUACAACACGAUCAUUAUACUUAAAACGACUGACAAAGUUAGAAGAGAAAACGAAUAAUGUAUUAGCUGUAAAAAGUGAUCGUUCGAAAGUGACGGAUUCGUCUGCAACGGAUUGUAGCGAAUGUGACGUAGAAUCAUUCUUAAAAUAUGGAGAUUGGGUAAAUGAUAUAGGAAGAUACAAAAUUAUGGAAAGAAACGCUUUUAAAGAGUUUUGUUCAACGAGUCCUUCUAGGAAAUGGAGAGAAGGGAACAGUAAAACUUGUUUUAAUUAUUUGCUAUUAGAUCCGCGUGUAACUAAAGAUUUGCCAUGUUGUACAGAAAAAUUGACGAGCUCCUCGAUUUGGAGUAGAUUUAUUUCCGCUAUAUUUUACGUUGGCAAAGGUACUCGUAACAGACCUUACUCUCAUCUGAAAGAUGCUUUUGACACAUGGGUUUCUCAUAGAAAUCCUGAAAACGCGAAAAUCCGACACAUUUUAAAUAUUUGGAACGAUGGAUACGGUGUUAUUUGCCUUCAUAUGUUCCAAAACAGCAUCCCAGUAGAAGCUUACACCCGCGAGGCUGCUAUAAUCGAUGCAUUAGGAAUGCAGCAGUUGAAAAAUUGUAGAAGCGGAGAUUAUUAUGGGAUCACAGCAACGUGGAACAAGGAAGAAAAACGUUGUUUUGGGAGAUACUUAUUAUAUCAAGCAAUGCAAAUAUUUAUAUGUGAAGGGGAGAGGCAAAUAUUUCCUCAGAAUUUAUAGAAUUUUGUUCAUUCUAUCUAAGGGACCAAAGUCUAUGCAUCUAAGUCCAUAUAUGUGUAUAGGAUCAGUACAAGGAAGUUGUAAAUACUAUAUAUUUUAUACAAUUAUAAAUUAUUUUGCACUCUCUCUGCACUCUGACUGCAUGCUGGAAGCAUUUUUAUCAGAUAUCUGCGAUAACACAGCAUUGAAUAUGUGCAAUUAAAUGAGAUAAUAAAGAGGAGUACUAUAAUAGUAUUAUAGAUGCUAUUUUAUUAAUUAUACCAGUUUUAACUACAA